Nematocida homosporus is the source of this 846-nucleotide messenger RNA. RefSeq lists its product as uncharacterized. Lineage: Eukaryota; Fungi; Microsporidia. Bases 1 to 846 code for a protein of 281 amino acids. The record is from RefSeq and is a predicted model, not a curated record. The transcript has a single exon.
AUGAUAUCUACCAAGCAAGUUAGAACAAAUAACGAUUUAAUGUUAUGCCGGCUGAACAAGAAGAUCGCAGUAUUUAAGUUAGUUAAGAAACAGUCGGCUGUUUAUGCUAUCUUUUGUUUUUUAAUGAUAGCUUAUCUUCUGCCAAGGGUUGUUGGCAGUGAAUCGGCUAAACCCCGCUCGCACAGACACUCGAUGCAGCCCUUAGAGUUAGUAAGCGUUGGUGACCACGGUGGCUUGGUUCAGGAAAGCAACCAUACAUUCCAGGAGAAGCUCAAAAACACUUGCGAAUUACUCGGCCAGAAAUACUUUCCCGUCUUUAUGCUAACCCUAAUAUGUAUUCUCUUCAUGUGCACUCUCUUCCUUCUCUUCCAACACCCGCUGUCCAUCCAAGAAAUCUCUAUCUUAGCCGAUUCGAGUGCCCGGGCCAGAGAGCUUUGCAAAUCCCAAUACUACCAGACAACACUACCAGGCGCCUGCAAUGCAAACCGAAGCGCCGUAGUCUACACUGGAGUUGGCCACCCAAACGGUACGGAGUAUAACUAUUGUAGCACCCUGGUCUAUGAACUGCCAGCACUAACCAAACACAAUGCGAUGAGUAUCCUAGACCAUCUGGUCGAACUUCUCAAGAUCAGCCCAGAACCACAAAAUGAUCUCGACAACGAAGGUAGUAUUAUUCCGAACGAGGAAUAUGUCCCAUAUAGAAACUACAUGAGAAAGAUCAAUCUAUACUUCAACCCAACCUCGGAAGCUAUCCGUGACUUUAAUGAUUAUCUAGAUACGUUCUUCUUGGACUAUCUAAGCAGGGACCCAGAGUAUUUCGAGCGGUUCCGUUCAGCCUACAAAUAA